AUCAUGGGGAUGUUGCUUUGUAUUUUCUCCUUUAUUGGGGUGUUUUUAACGGCAAUGGUAUCUUUUCUGUUUUAUCUUCAUAAAGAAACAGCUAUUGUCAGAGCCAAUAACUCAGAGCUGAGCUUCCUGCUGCUCUUUUCAUUGACUCUGUGUUUCCUCUGUUCACUUACUUUCAUUGGUCGGCCCACUGAGUGGUCCUGUAUGUUGCGUCACACAGCAUUUGGGAUCACUUUCGUCCUCAGUAUCUCUUGUGUUCUGGGGAAAACAAUAGUGGUGUUAAUGGCUUUCAGGGCUACACUUCCAGGAAGCAAUGUCAUGAAAUGGUUUGGACCUGCACAACAACGACUCAGUGUUGUUUUCUUAACGUUAAUACAGGUGAUUAUAUGUGUGCUUUGGUUAACAAUAUCCCCUCCUUUUCCAAAUAGGAAUUUGAGCUAUUACAGAGAAAAGAUUGUCCUAGAGUGUAACUUAGGUUCAGCUCUUGGUUUCUGGGCUGUUCUAGGAUAUACUGGCCUGCUAUCAGUCUUGUGUUUUGUUUUAGCUUUUCUUGCACGGAAGCUCCCUGAUAACUUCAACGAAGCCAAAUUCAUCACAUUCAGUAUGCUCAUAUUCUGUGCUGUCUGGCUCACAUUUAUCCCAGCUUAUAUUAGUUCUCCUGGAAAAUUUACGGUAGCUGUGGAGAUAUUUGCUAUUUUAGCAUCAAGUUUUGGUUUACUAUUUUGCAUAUUUGCUCCAAAAUGUUACAUCAUUUUACUAAAACCAGAGAAGAACACAAAGAAACAAAUGAUGGGGAAAUCUUAAUCUAAAGCCUAUUAAACCUUUAAAUAAGCAUGCCAUUGAACAACAUAGCUGUACAAAGCAACAGUUAAGUAAUCCAACUGAAAACAAAAAAAAGUAAAAUAUGGUUUGUAAUUUUUAGUCAUAAUAACUGAACAAGUUUCAUUAUUACCUGGACAUAUAUAUAUAUAUAUAUAGUACAACAGCAGCACUAGUUUCAGGGCUGUCUGACCCAUUAGUUUUGCUCUCCACAGGCUGUGGCAGGCUCUGCAGUGUAGGCCGGGUCAGCACAAGACACAGUGGACUCUCACUGACCAUCUCCAUCACAGCCAUGUUCUGGACCUGCACUGUGUACUUCCUAAUAAAAAAUGACAUUGACUUUUUGCAAUUAACAAAAAAUGGAAAUUUAAAUUAAUGACCUGUAUUUCUAACAGCUUAUAUAAUAAUAAUUAUAAUAAUAAUAAAACAUCUGUUCUCAGAACAAGGAAAAUAAGUUUUCCACUGAGCCCCACUUUGGUGAGUUUUGUUAAGAUUUUGACUGAAAAGCUGAAAUUUUACUUUGGACACCAAACACUAUCAUCACGUGGUGUUAUGUCCUUGUGUUAUGUUGAAGUUUUUUCUUCUUUCCCAGAUUCUUUUUUCUACUUUUUCUUUCAAUUUCACAGUGCCAUGCCAUUGGUUCACGGCAGGUCACCUGAUCCCUGUGCUUCCUGUGAUGUCAUCAAUCUAGUCUCCAAUCGGCUCAUUACACAGUGGCAUAAAAGUGGAGUAAAGAUGUCACUCACAAGGCCCGAGAGAAUCAGAGAUUUUGAUUUAAAUUUUGGGUUGUUGUAGUGACUUUGUUUUGUGUAUCCCCUGUGUAAUUAGUAACUGUAUAUACUAUGACUUGUGUAACACUGUGCUCAUUCCCUAUUCAUCUUACCUUUCAUUGCUUAAGUCAUAUCCGAGGUUGAAGAAGGGACAUGUAAGCAAGUUGCGCGACUUACAUUGUGCACAUGUAGGGAUUUCACUUGAGUUGUAUUAGAAACACUAGGGCAGGGACGAGCUCCAUCCGCUGUAUUUUUGUUUUGGAAUAGUGUAUUUAGGUAAGAUGUCUGAGACAUAUUCUUUUCUUUCUUCUCAUUGAUAGUUUAGAGCACAUGUGUCAAACUCCACUCCUGGAGGGCCACUGUCUCGUAGAGUUUAACUCCAACCACCCCCAAAACACAUGCCUGGAAGUUUCUAGUAAUCCCGAAGACCUUGAUUAGCUGGCUGGGUGUGUUUAAUAAGGGUUGGAGCUAAACAACUGGACCUAAGCUGAGAUUGACACCCUUGGUUUAGAGGGUAAAGUUAGUUUGGGUUUGAUUAUUUCUUUGAUUUGGAUGCUGUCCGUGUUUCUUCUCCAAUUCUCUUUUCCCCUAUUUUGUUCUAAUAUUUGUGUUUACCAUUCCUUUUUGAUUUUAUAUAUAUAUAUAUAUAAAAUAUGUGUUUGUAAUGUAAGUAGUGUAUAUUUUCUUGUUUAUUUCCCUUCUUAUAUUGUAAAAAUAUAUUUUCUCUUGUUACUCAUAACCUAACAUUACAAAUAAAAUUGCUAGU
Ctenopharyngodon idella (grass carp) is the source of this 2352-nucleotide messenger RNA. RefSeq names its product extracellular calcium-sensing receptor-like. The transcript has a single exon. Bases 4 to 801 code for a protein of 265 amino acids. Gene Ontology annotation, cellular component: membrane. Gene Ontology annotation, biological process: G protein-coupled receptor signaling pathway. Gene Ontology annotation, molecular function: G protein-coupled receptor activity. The record is from RefSeq and is a predicted model, not a curated record. NCBI's taxonomy places the organism in Eukaryota, Metazoa, Chordata, Actinopteri, Cypriniformes, Xenocyprididae.